AUGCCCGGGACAGUUACUGUGUUGCAGACCUCUCCUGUUCGAGUUGUGGAUCAGAUUGAUGAGUCAACAAUGUACUUUUAUCGUCUUUUCUGGACAUUUCCACCUUGCGUUGCAGCCUUCCAGCAUUGCAAGCCGCUUGUGAGUAUUGAUGGUACCCACUUGUACGGCAAAUAUGGAGGCACCUUACUGUUGGCGAUUGCACAGGAUGGGAACUCUAACAUCCUCCCGAUAGCAUUCGCCCUUGUGGAGGGGGAAAAUGCCGAGUCAUGGUCCUUUUUCUUGUCCAACCUAAGAACGCAUGUGACGUCACAAGAGGGUAUCCUUGUUAUCUCAGACAGGCAUAAUGGAAUCAAGGCUGCACUUGAGAAUCCCGAGAAUGGUUGCCUGCCUCUAGGUGCUUAUCGGGCGUACUGUAUCUGUCAUGUGGCAGCAAAUUUCAGCCUUUCUUUUAAAGGUAAAGAUGCCAGAAGGAUGCUGGUUAAUGCGGCCUAUGCAAAAACUGAGGCAGAGUUCUAUUACUGGUUUGACAUCAUGCGUACAGAGAAUCUGGCCAUGUGUGACUGGGCGAACCGGAUGGAGUAUGAGAAGUGGACCCAACACCAGGAUAGCGGUAGACGGUUCGGGCACAUGACAACGAACAUAAGUGAAUGUGUGAAUUCCAUGUUAAAGGGAACUCGCAACCUCCCGGUCAUUUCCCUGGUUAAGUCCACAUACGGAAGGCUUGCUGAGCUAUUCGUGCUCCGGGGACAAACAGCAAAGGUGCAACUUGGAUCUGGACAUGAAUUUUGUCAGGCUUUGGUCAAGGCUAUUGAAAAAAACAUAAGAGACUCAAGGUGCUUCACCGUCACGUUGUACGAUAAGCACUAG
This is a messenger RNA of Arachis duranensis, 867 nucleotides long. RefSeq lists its product as uncharacterized. The transcript has a single exon. The record is from RefSeq and is a predicted model, not a curated record. Bases 1 to 867 code for a protein of 288 amino acids. Lineage: Eukaryota; Viridiplantae; Streptophyta; Magnoliopsida; Fabales; Fabaceae.